AUGCCCCAGUCCGCCCUCCUCCUCGGCUCCGGCUUCGUCGCCACCCCGACUGUCGACUUGCUCGCUAACGCUGGCGUACACGUCACUGUUGCUUGCCGUACCCUGGCCGCGGCCCAGAAGCUCGCCGGCAACUUCCCCAACACCAAGGCUGUCAGCCUCGACGUCAAUGAUACGUCCGCUCUAGAAGCCGCCGUAGCCCAGCACGAUGUCACGAUCUCACUGAUCCCCUAUACAUUCCAUGUUGCUGUGGUGAAGGCGGCCAUCAAAGCGAAGAAACAUGUAGUCACUACCUCGUACGUGUCGCCGGCCAUGCAGGCUCUGGAUGCGGAGGCCAAGGCUGCAGGAAUUACGGUUAUGAAUGAAAUUGGGCUUGAUCCCGGUAUCGACCAUCUUUACGCUAUAGACGUGAUUGAUCGCGUUCACAAGGAAGGAGGCUUUGUCCGCGGCUUUAAGAGCUUUUGUGGCGGCUUGCCCGCUCCAGAGAACUCGGACAACCCUCUAGGGUACAAGUUUAGCUGGAGUAGCCGUGGAGUGCUAUUGGCAUUGAAGAACACCGCCAAGUUCUUGGAGGACGGUAAAGAGGUGACUGUGACCGGCGAAGACCUGAUGGGGACAGCGGCACCGUACCACACGGGCUUUCUGGGCUUCAAUUUCGUCGCCUACGGAAACCGAGAUAGCACCGGCUAUCUAGAACGGUACAACAUCCCUGAGGCGCAAACAGUGAAGCGUGGCACCAUUCGUUACGCUGGCUUCCCAGAGUUUGUCAAAGUCCUCGUUGACAUCGGCUUUCUCCGUGACGAGGAGCAGGAUUUCCUGAAAGAGCCAAUCACUUGGAAAGAAGCCACCAAGAAGAUCCUCGGCGCCACUUCAUCGAGCGAGAAUGAUCUAUUGUGGGCAAUUUCAUCCAAGACGACGUUUAAAAAUACCGCCGAAAAGAAACAAUUGGUGGCAGGUCUCAAGUGGCUCGGUAUCUUUUCGGACGCGAAGAUUACGCCAAAAGGGAACGCAUUGGACACGCUAUGUGCUACCCUUGAGGAAAAGAUGGCUUACGAGGAAGGCGAACGUGACUUGGUGUUCCUUCAACAUCGUUUUGACAUCGAGAACAAGGACGGUAGCAAGGACACCAUAACUUCUACCCUCUGCGAAUACGGCGCUCCCAUUGGAUCUGGCGGUUAUUCGGCAAUGGCGAAGCUCGUCGGCAUCCCGUGUGGCGUAGGCAAGUCUUCCCGUGUUGCGACCGUGUUUGGUGAUUCGAAUGGCUCUUGA
Molecule: messenger RNA, 1266 nt
Organism: Capronia epimyces CBS 606.96
Lineage: Eukaryota; Fungi; Ascomycota; Eurotiomycetes; Chaetothyriales; Herpotrichiellaceae
Product: saccharopine dehydrogenase [NADP+, L-glutamate-forming]
Exons: 8
Coding region: 1-1266 (421 amino acids)
Cellular component (GO): cytoplasm
Molecular function (GO): saccharopine dehydrogenase activity
Source: RefSeq, a predicted model, not a curated record